UUAGACACUUUUUUGUUUGAUUUGGGGAAAAGAUUUUUGAAUAUUUGGGAAGGCUCGAGUGCAUUUUAGGAAUUUGUAGAGUUGGGAAUUUUGGAAAAAACAAGACCGGGAAACCAGAAAACCGGGGAACCAGCUGUUUAUUCUAUUUAUUUUCGAUUUUCCAUCUUCAAUUUCUUCACCUAUUGGAUAUCGUUUGGUUGUUGAUUCAUGAGUAAAUUUAAGCUGGUUCGAAAAAUUUUGGGAAGAAAUUGAAGAUGUUGACAUAAUCAAAAAAAAGUUCCGAACACCAAAAAAUGUUGACAUAAUAGUCUACCACACACAAAACAUAGUUUGGGAGGUGCGUUGUUGGCUAUUGGAGUUGCUUUUGCCGGAGUUCAAUACCCCAGAAACCAGCCACUAUAAUUGCUACAACCAUACUUGUGUAGCAAACACUACUUACUUACCUUUACGAAUUGUGUCAAUAUUUGGUUUGGGGUUGGCCUACGCUGGAAGUAGGCGAAAGUCAACAAUCCAUUACAAAAAGGAGAGCGUUGUUGAACUUCUAAAAAAGGUUUUUAUUUACAGCAAGAAUUAUGUUUGCAAUUAAUCUAAAAUUUCAGACAUUUUCUAAUGAAAGCAUACAUCAAACAGAAAUUAAAGGAUUGACAGCGUUAUCUCUUGGUCUUAUUCUUAUUAUAUCAGGGAUGGGAAAUGGUGGUGUGGUGGAUCUUUUUAUGGACUAUUUUGUGAGCGGUGUCGACUUGAGUGACAAAAAUUUACGAUUGGUUGCACUUGGAAUUGGCUUAUAUUUUUGGACUUAUAUGUAUUAA
Molecule: messenger RNA, 809 nt
Organism: Meloidogyne enterolobii
Lineage: Eukaryota; Metazoa; Nematoda; Chromadorea; Rhabditida; Meloidogynidae
Source: the annotation of a GenBank genome assembly